Messenger RNA from Xenia sp. Carnegie-2017, 1501 nucleotides. RefSeq names its product putative ZDHHC-type palmitoyltransferase 8. Gene Ontology annotation, molecular function: palmitoyltransferase activity. NCBI's taxonomy places the organism in Eukaryota, Metazoa, Cnidaria, Anthozoa, Malacalcyonacea, Xeniidae. The record is from RefSeq and is a predicted model, not a curated record. Bases 35 to 982 code for a protein of 315 amino acids. The transcript has a single exon.
AUUGUCAAGUGAAAAGUCGAAUUUCUGUCAAAAAAUGGCAAUUGUGAUGUUGUUAGCUGGCGGAGUGGGUAUAAUUCAAUUUUCAUUUAUUAUCAGCACAAUCCAGAAAGCUUUUCCAGGUCUAGCAAAGCACAAAGCAUUUCGACAAACCAUCCGUUUCAUUCUUGUCAGUCCCAUUAUCCUAAUGGUCCUAUCAGCUAUUGGGCUAUUUUUCCUAAUAUUUCUUCCAGUAAAAGUUGACAAACCGUACACGUCUAGAGAAGGGAUUAUUUUAAUCACUACAGCUUGCUAUCUCUGGUUAAAUGUCGCGUUCAAUUAUUUCGCGGCGAUGCUUAAGUCUCCUGGAUAUCCGUUAACGGCGUCCGAAAUGGAGGAAAACGGUUUCAAAAUGGACGAAGGAAGCGUCCUUUGUUGUAAAUGCGAUCGAAUGAAAUCAAUUGAUACCCACCACUGCAGCACUUGUGGAACAUGCGUUACCAUGAUGUGUCAUCACUGUCCAUUUACAAGCAACUGUGUUGGCCUCAAGAAUUAUUCAUAUUUUUUCCUAUUUAUCUGUUAUAGUAACAUUGGUUUACUAUUUGCAAUGUACAUGACAUAUGAACCAUUUUACCAAUGCAUGGUACCUACAGGAGAUCGCUUGGACACACUGCCAUGGUACCCUAAUGGUGUUUGCAAAAAGCUUGGUGAUUUUGCCAUCUUGUUUAUCCCUGUAGUAUUCAUUGCAAUGUUUUGUGGUUCAAUGUUCCUGUUGCAGUCUUUGCUUCUGGCAACCAAUUGCUCAACUAUUGAACUUCUCACCAAACUACAGAGAUCUCGGAAUCUCACAGAUUUCCUACAAUUCAUCGUUAAGCGAAUUUUUAAAAGCAAAAAAAGUCGAUUUCAAGUCAUGUUCUGGCAUUCACGUGAAAGUUGGUGGCAGUUCCUCAUUCCGGCAUUUAAUGUACCUGUACAACAUGGGGAAACACUAAAUCUUGUUGUUUGAUCACCAGUCCAUUUGAGAAUGAUGGUGUACUUGCAAGUCAAAAUAUUUGCAUUUUUUAUAGAAUAUAGAGCAGAGACGUAGGAGCUCAAUAGUUGGGGUCAAUAUGCAUACACUUACAUAUUAUGUUCCUUUGAAAUCCAUUUUUACCUACAAUAACAUUCAUAAAUGCAUAUAUGUCCCCCACAAUUAUUGUGCUGGCUACAUCCAUGUUGUAGAAAUAGAGCAUUUUAAAGUUCUAACACAAAGUACUUACGUUACAAUUAGUGAGAGGUUUAUGCUAAGUUAACACAGCUUUUGUGCUCAUGUUAUAGAUAUUUAUUGACAGUCAGUAGAAAGUAUUCAUAGUGCCUUUAUUUAAUAAAUACACCUUUUUAUUUAUAAAUUAUAAUGUGUUCAAUACGUAGAUAUACUAUAAAAUGAAAUAUUAAUUGAUAAAAUAGAGAUUCACAUAACAUUAAUAGCACAUCAUACAUGGAUAGACUUUUUCUAACUUAUAUGGCAAAUAAUAUUAAAUUCAAA